Pundamilia nyererei is the source of this 1641-nucleotide messenger RNA. It is a transcript of the gene edn1, whose product is annotated as endothelin 1. The coding region runs from base 133 to 738 and encodes 201 amino acids. The transcript has 5 exons. Lineage: Eukaryota; Metazoa; Chordata; Actinopteri; Cichliformes; Cichlidae. The record is from RefSeq and is a predicted model, not a curated record. Gene Ontology annotation, cellular component: extracellular region. Gene Ontology annotation, biological process: regulation of systemic arterial blood pressure by endothelin; regulation of vasoconstriction; vein smooth muscle contraction. Gene Ontology annotation, molecular function: endothelin B receptor binding; hormone activity; endothelin A receptor binding.
CUGUAGACCGACGCUUCUGCGCUCCUGCGCGAAUCUCCGAGGACUCUCGCUGAAACGCUCUGAGGGAUACACGCUCGUUUUCUCACCUCUGAGGGAUUAUUCAUUUUCUUCAGCACUACUUUACUGCAAACUAUGGAUAUAUACGUUUGGAUUUCCGUGUUAUCAGUGAUGUACUCCUGGAUUUCCUCCACAGUCCUGUCGGCCCCCGCCGGAGACGCGCUCACUGCCUCCACCGUCAAAGAGGGGCGCCAUGUGCGGACCAAACGCUGUUCCUGCGCAUCGUUCCAGGACAAGGAGUGCGUCUAUUUCUGCCACCUGGACAUCAUAUGGGUCAACACACCUGAGCGCGUGGUCUCGUACGGACUCGGCAACGCUCCGCGGACGCGGCGCGCGCUCGCGGACUCCAGCGCACCCAGGAGCGUAGCUCGCUGCCAGUGUGUCCGGGAAAACGACAACACCUGCCUGAACUUCUGCCGGCCUGAAAACCGCCUCAGGUAUGAGACAACGGCCGACGUGGUGAUUCGCUCCCCCGGGGGCGACGACGGUGCUGGGGCGCAGCGCAAACACAAGCUGGCAGCAGACACGGACAGGAUUAAGAGGUUGAAGAACAACAGUGAUAAACGGGCACCGCCUCCAGCGCUCAGGGCUGCGCUGAAAACCCGCCUGUUCCUGGAGAAGUGGAGGGUGAGACAGCACCACAGGGCGAGAGCAUGGGAGGGCGAGAGCGUGGCCUCCUAAAGAAGACUGCUUUCCUCUGCACUGUCAUACAGAGGCAGGAAGGGGCUUUAAACCUUCUCUAAAGCCAGCGGGGACUUCUGUGCAGCAGCGCCCCUCAGGAAGGAAGCGGGUAGCCCGCAUAAGGCCGGCUAUAACCGACUCCAUGUCGGUUUCACGAGUGCAGCAGAGCAGAGAGCACAGACAGCUCGACCGGGCUGCACUUCUUCAGACGCCAGAAUGACGUUAGAGACAUUACAAGGAGUUCGGGUGAAAGGAGACAAGCUGAAAAAGAGAACUUGGCCACAAUCUGCAAAAAUCAAGGACACUCAUUGAUCUUUUCAGAUGUCACGGUCAGAGACUCACGUUUAUUGACUUUACAAACAAACAAACAAACAAACAAACAAAGCAAAAAAAAAACCAGACACCAAAUAACAUUUCAUGAACCUGAUAUUACAGAGAGGAAUGUACUCAAAUCUUUCUAACAGAAUAAAAAAAAAAUCUCUGCUGUAUAUUCUGAAAAUGCCAUAGUUUCUUUUUCCUAGCACACAACUGCAAUAACAGAUCAUCUGUCAGUAAAAGGGAUUAUGUGCCUUGUAUCAUGGCUUUGCUCGAGACAUGUUUUCACUGACUGAAACUGUAUUUACCUAACAGGGUGUCUCCUGUGUGUCAGCUGCUGGGAGCCUUUUUUUUGUAUUCCAGAUGUUAUCACUGAUUUCUUGCCAUUCACUCAUCAUAAUUUAUGUUUUCAGUAACUUUGUUGCUUACAUGUGCUGCUCUCUAUUUAUUUAUCAUUUUUACACAUUGUAAUUAGAUGGCCAUAUUGGUCGAUCCUUUGUUUGUUUGGUUUGUCAUUUCUGCGAAAUGAUUGGUCGCCAACGUGCCGAAUUCUGGGCAAACUUUAAUAAAUUUGAUACGUUUAUUUAA